Molecule: messenger RNA, 1389 nt
Organism: Phaeoacremonium minimum UCRPA7
Lineage: Eukaryota; Fungi; Ascomycota; Sordariomycetes; Togniniales; Togniniaceae
Product: putative chitin synthase activator protein
Exons: 3
Coding region: 1-1389 (462 amino acids)
Molecular function (GO): protein binding
Source: RefSeq, a predicted model, not a curated record
AUGCCGCAACUGGGAGCCACCUUCGUGCCCGGAGGCUUUGAUGACUAUUAUAUGCCCGAGGUCAUUGCCCCCUCCCCCCAGAGGGUAAUGCCCGAGGUGCCCCAGAACAUGCAAGAGGACCUCCAACGCAUGGAACUGGAAGCCCGCGAAAUCGAACGAAAGCCAGUCUACGGCACAACUUCCCCGACAACUACCCAACCCGGCCGACACGAACGAGAGCCGUCGCUGUCGACGGUUCUAUCGAGCAAAGCCGGCGCUGCCGCCGACGCGAACAUACAAGGAGGACAAGACUUUACGCCAUUCAAGGACAAGCAGUCCUCCUACCAGAACAUGGCCUCCGCAAACGAGGCGCCGACCUUUUCUCCGUUUCCCAAGGUCAAGGGGGACAAUGUACCACCUAGUGAUGAGGAGAAGGAAGAAAUACUGUAUAAUGCAAGACAGCAUGUGCUGCACUCCAACAAUGUGUCCAUGCAACUCUCAUGGGCACGGGAUGCGCUGAAUUUCGUAGAGAUUGCGGCGGAAGCACAUAUGCGAGACAACAAUGGUAUAAUGGUCCGGCCACAAACACCAAAGGUCGAACAUGAGCUUCGUGUUGAUGCUACCAACAUUGUCGAGUACCUUGCCAGGCAGAACCACCCGGAAGCGCUCUUUAUGCAGGCAAAGUGGCAAGAGUUCGGGAAGUUCGGCUACCGUCUAGACAAGAGAUCAGCGUAUGAUGGAUACAAGCGCGCGGCUGACCAAGGCUGGGGACGUGCAGAGUACAGAAUCGGUAUGCUAUACGAGAACUCGAAUGAGUUUGCCAAGGCCAUCAAGCACUAUCAAGGAGGUGAGAAGAUGAGAGACUCCGCGGCCCAAUAUCGCCUGGGCAUGAUGACUCUCCUGGGCCAGCACGGUCAACCGAAGGAUUUUCAACGAGGCCUGGAGCUGAUCAACAAGGCGGCCGACGCUGCAGACGAGGAUGCGCCUCAAGGAGCGUAUGUCUUUGGCAUGCUCAUCGCGCGAGACCUACCUGAUAUCAACAUUCCAGAAGGCAUGUUGCCUUACAACCUGAACACUGCCAGGCAGUAUAUCGAGAAGGCCGCAUAUCUGGGUUUCGCCAAAGCCCAACUAAAGAUGGGGCAAGCCUACGAACUAUGCCAGCUGGGUUGCGACUUCAACCCAGCCUACUCGCUUCAUUAUUACGGCCUAGCAGCUCGUCAAGGUCAGCCAGAAGCUGCGCUCGGCGUCAGCCGCUGGUUUCUCUUCGGCUAUGAGGGUGUUUUCAACAAGAAUGAGCAGUUGGCAUUCAAGUACGCGCAACAAGCUGCCGACGCAAAGCUCGGUACCGGCGAGUUUGCCAUGGGAUACUAUUAUGAGAUUGGUAUCCACGUUCAGAAGGACGAAGAAUAA